Molecule: messenger RNA, 5193 nt
Organism: Culex quinquefasciatus (southern house mosquito)
Lineage: Eukaryota; Metazoa; Arthropoda; Insecta; Diptera; Culicidae
Exons: 6
Coding region: 1-5193 (1730 amino acids)
Biological process (GO): DNA integration
Molecular function (GO): zinc ion binding; nucleic acid binding
Source: RefSeq, a predicted model, not a curated record
AUGUCUCGUCGCUCAACCGUGACCCGCCUGCGCAACCUGAUGACGUCGUUCAACGGGAUCUACGCUUUCAUGGAGAGCUACGACGCAAGCAAGCAGGCCGGCGAGCUGGUUAUGCGGCUGGAGAAGCUCGAGCCGCUGUGGGACAAAAUCGACGAUGCCAUCACGGAGGCGGAGCUAGCGGACAGUGAGGAGGGGACCGGCGAGGAGGAGAGAGACCACUACACUGUGGCGUGGGAGUUACUGGAAAAGCGGUUCGGCAACACCAAGCACAUGAAGAAGCUGGAAAUCAAGAGUUUGUUUGACCUACCAACUUUGCGGAAGGAGUCGGUUGCUGAGCUACGCGAACUGGUGGAAGGAUUCGACAAAACCGUUCGAGUUCUGGAUCAAGUUGUGAAGUACGCCAAGUACAGGGAUCUUCUUCUUGUUCAUCUGCUGUGCUCUCGUUUGGACGACAAAACGCUGCGCAGCUGGGAGGAGCACGUGUCCACGAAGACGGAAGAGACUUUCCAGGAUCUGAUCGACUUCCUGCGUCGGCACAUCUGUGUUCUGGAAUCUCUGCCUACCAAACACCAAGAGUCCCACCAGUCCAAACCCCGUAAAGCUUUCGCCACCAAGGUCUCCAACCAAAACACGGUCCAUUCCAAUCCCAACUUCGGCUUCAGCGAGAGGGAGAAGAUCGUCAAUCAGAACGCGCUGUGCAGAAACUGUUUCCGGAAGGGCCACAUCGCUAGGAAUUGUACUUCCAGGUUUUCGUGUCAGCGAUGUAAGGAACGCCACCAUACGCUGGUCUGCUACAAACCGGAAGGAAAACCCAACCUAUGUCCAGCCAUCCCAGCAAGGCCAACCAAGGAGGAGGCAGGAACGGCGGCGACCGCUGAGUCGUCCUCUGCUGCUGUCGCGGAGACACGUACGGCGAACACCAGUUCUGCAGCUACGGUCGGAAAGGUGCUUUUAGCAACCGCAGUACUUUUGCUCGUCGACGAUGCUGGACAGGAGUUUCCAGCAAGGGCACUUUUGGACUCUGGGUCAGAGUGCAAUAUCGUCUCCACCAAACUCGCUCAACGGAUGCACGUGUCCCGGAACAAGGCAAACGUGCAGAUUUCCGGUGUUGGUCAAGUACCUACAAAAACUUCGCAGAAGGUUCGAGCCACGGUCAAGUCCAGAUUGUCGAAGUACUGCGAGGUCAUGGAGUUUUACGUUUUGGCCAAGGUGACUGAAGAUCUACCAACCUCCCCGGUGGAACCAACUAGCUGGACUGUCCCCGAAGGUGUCCAACUGGCGGACCCUGAAUUCUUCAGAACCAACCCUAUCGAUGUUUUGCUCGGCGGAGAGUUCUUCUUUAACUUCUUCCCAUCCAAACAGAGGAUCUCGCUUGGAGCAGGACUACCAUCCCUGGUCGAAUCGGUGUUCGGCUGGAUCGUGACUGGCAGGUGCGGCUGGAACCGUGGAGAAGCACCGAUCGUAUGCCAGCAUUCAACCGUAACGGAAACCUUGGAGGAAAUUAUGACCAAAUUCUGGGAAUGCGAGGACGGAGGAUUUACUUCCGAUUAUUCCGUGGAGGAGAGCACGUGCGAGGACCACUACGUGCGCACCGUCAAGCGAGGUGGAGACGGUCGGUACACCGUUGGAAUGCCAAAGUCGGCUGAUUUGCACAUCAAGCUAGGAGAAUCGAAAAGCGCUGCUGAUCGUCGUCUUCUUUUCCUUGAGAGAAGGUUGGCUCGCGACGAUGACCUGAAGAAGGAGUACCAUGCGUUCAUGAAGGAUUACUUGGACAGGAACCACAUGUGCAAGAUCAUCGAAGACCCGACAAGCACCGCGACCACCUACUACCUCCCACACCACCCCGUCAUCCGAAGUUCCAGCACAACAACGCGCGUCCGUGUCGUAUUUGAUGCGUCAAGCAAAACCUCCACUGGGACAUCCCUAAACGACGUUCUGCUGAACGGCCCAGUCAUCCAGGACGACCUGCGCACCAUCAUCUCCCGAAGCCGCCUUUUUCCCAUCCUUCUCGUCGCAGACGUGGAGAAAAUGUUUCGGCAGAUUCGGAUGGACGCCGAGGACCUACCGCUGCAGAGAAUUCGCUGGCGCUUCUCGGAGGACGAUCCCAUCGACACGUACGAGCUGCUAACCGUGACGUACGGCACCAAACCGGCGCCGUUCCUGGCCACCCGAACCCUGAAGCAGCUGUCCGUCGAUGAUGCAACCAAGUACCCACUGGCCGCCGUGAGGAUCGCGCGAGAUGUUUACAUGGACGAUGUAAUCACUGGUGCAUACCACCCUGCCGAAGCGAAACAAAUUCGUGAACAACUGGACACGAUGACGCUGGGAGCAGGUUUUCCGCUUCGCAAGUGGGUCUCCAACUGUGAGGAAGCGCUCGAGGGUGUGAGUGAGGACAACUUGGCGCUACCGAGAGAGACGGGGAUCGAUUUCGACGAAGAGAGGACCGUGAAGACUCUUGGGUUGGUCUGGGAGCCGAAAACUGACACGUUCCGCUUCAAGAUUGAGUCGACGCUGAUCCCACCGAACGAGCUGACCAAGGCCAAAAUACUCUCUAUCAUUGCCAAAAUUUUCGAUCCUUUGGGGCUUGUUGGACCGGUGGUGGCUAAGGCAAAGAUCUUUAUGCAGGGAAUCUGGGAGCUGAAGAACGCGAAGGGCAAACCCUGGGACUGGAACGAUCCUCUGCCGAAGUCGAUGCUGGACGAGUGGAUGCAGUUCUACGAGCAGCUGCACUACCUGAACAACCUCGAUGCUUCCGAGAAGGCACUGGGGGCGAAUCUGUACAUCCGUUCUGAGGACAAGAGGGAGAGUCAAGGUGUCAUUCUUCACGUCCAAAUCCCGGGUCGCUCCUCUCAAGCGACAACCCAUUCCCGGCUCGAGCUGAACGGAUUUUGGCUAGCCGCAGACAUGUACCGGAAGUUCAAGGAGCGCACAACUUUCCGUUUCGAAACCUUCUUCUGGACGGAUUCCAGAACGGUCCUGCAGUGGCUUGCGAAACCCCCAAGAACGUGGAAUGCCUACGUGGCAAACCGUGUCUCCUUUAUCCAGCAUAUUACCCAAGGUUGCCACUUGUUCCAUGUACCCGGAGUCAUGAACCCAGCUGACCAGCUGUCCAGAGGACUGGACCCCAAGGAGUUCAUUGACGGAGAUUGGGACCCGUUGUGGAUGUACGAGACGAGUUCCUGGCCUGCCCAAGCAACACCCGAAGAGGAGACCGAAGAUUGCGCCAAGGAGAGGAGAAAACACGUCGAGUCAGCUGCUGCAGUUUCUGCCAAGUCAUUCAACGAAUCGUAUUUUGCGAAGUUCAACGAAUACUGGAAGCUGAUCCGCACGACCGCCUACUGGAGACGGUACCUGCGCAAUCGUCGUUUACCGGAAGCCGAGCGUACCCUGUCAGUCCCGCUAACCACCAAGGAACUACAAGAAGCGGAAUGGUGUCUCGCACGGCUGGUCCAGCAAGAAGCUUUCAGCAGGGAACUCCAGGACCUGUCCAAAGGCAAACCUGUCCACAACACCUCGAAGCUACGGUGGUUCAACCCGCAACUCUCCAAGGAAGGUGUCAUCCGCGUGGGAGGACGGUUGGGCAACUCCGACCGAAACGAGAACUUCAAGCACCCGAUUAUCAUCCCAGGAAACCACCACUUCUCCAAACUUCUGGCCGACUGCCUGCAUCUACGACUGUUUCACGCCGGAACUCAGCUGAUGCUAGCGACGAUGCGACAGAAGUUUUGGCCGCUGAGAGGACGAGACCUGUGUCGGCAGACCACACACCAGUGCAAGGACUGUUUUAAGGCGAAACCUCAACUUUUACAGCAAUUUAUGGGACAACUACCAACUCCAAGAACGAUCGCCGCUCGACCAUUCACCAAUACAGGCGUAGACUACUUUGGGCCAGUCUACAUUAGGCAAGGGUAUAGAAGGGGGCCGGUUAAGGCUUACGUAGCUGUGUUUGUUUGCUUUGGAACUAAAGCGGUCCACUUGGAACUGGUUUCGGACCUGUCCACCGCCAAGUUCCUCCAAGCACUGCGUCGGUUCGUGGCUCGCCGGGGAAAGCCAGCCGACAUGUAUUCCGACAAUGGCACAAACUUUGUCGGCGCGAAAAAUGACCUCAAAGAGCUUCUGCACAACCUCAGGCACGAGAAACACCACGAACACAUCCAGCACGAAUGCUCACAGGAGGGUAUAAAUUGGCACUUUAUCCCUCCUGGCGCUCCCCACUUUGGUGGGCUCUGGGAAGCCGCUGUUAAGUCCGCCAAGAAACACCUUCUCCGCGUUGUUGGUCAAUCCUCCAUCUCACACGAGGACUACAUAACCCUCCUCGCCCAGGUAGAGGCUUGCCUCAACUCAAGACCCCUCACGCCCCUCACUGAAGAUCCCUCCGACCUCGAACCGCUAACCCCCGCUCACUUCCUGAUCGGGACAUCCCUAGAAGCUGUGCCGGACAAGAACUAUUCCGAGAUCCCGAACAACCGCCUCACACACUGGCAGAGCAUCCAACAGCAGCUUCAACAUUUCUGGCGUCGGUGGCAUACGGAGUACCUGCAACAACUACAAGCUCGUGUUAAGAACUGGCAGCCUGCGAUAGAAAUUCGCCCUGGACGUCUUGUCAUCGUGGUCGACGAGAACCAACCGUCGAUGAAGUGGAAGAUGGCACGAAUACACGAGAUUCAUCCCGGCGCUGAUGGUGUGGUCCGCGUAGUUACGCUUCGGACUGCUACUGGAUACCUGAAGAGACCAGUUACGAAGAUUUGCCUGUUACCAAUACCAGCAGAAUCGAUCGAGGAAGAAAAGGCAGAGACUGCUGAAAUCGGUCGGAUUCCAAACCCAUCCGACAAGAGCCUGAAGUCGUGCCAGGAACGAUCGCCGGAGUACUCCAUCCCAUCCCGGAUCCGGCCAUUAACCCCAAGGACCGCCUGCCACAGGAGUGGCCGCGCGGAAAGCCCGGAGCCCGGAGCAUCCCACAUCCCAACCAACCAGGACGCAAAGCAAAGCCGACGGUGGCAGCAGCCAGGAAUCGGACGCGGAAACCUUCGUGAGCCAAACAGCAGCAGCGGAACGCAUUCGAAGGAGGGAGGUGCGGGUGCGGGACGAGGUGAAGUGCUCAAAACGGACAAGGCGAGCUUCCUGCAGGAACUGCAGCUGUUCCACGACCGGAAUGGGAAAGAAGAAAGCUUGGGUGUUUUGUGGGGCUUGUGA